Messenger RNA from Dovyalis caffra, 1482 nucleotides. Lineage: Eukaryota; Viridiplantae; Streptophyta; Magnoliopsida; Malpighiales; Salicaceae. The record is from the annotation of a GenBank genome assembly.
AUGAGUGGUGAAGUUAACGAGCCAUUUAGCGGCGGAGGAUUCCGCUUCAAUGGCCGCAAAAGAGGACGAUUCCAUUCUCCAGAUUAUAGCGAUGGUGGGAUCAUGGCAAAACUUUAUAUCGCGCCAAUUCCAAGAACAACGACUGAAGAAAAUAUCCGCUCUUUGUUUGAAGAGCAUGGAAGUGUUGUUGAGGUUGUUUUUCCCUGGGAUAAGCGGACUGGGCAACAACAAGCUGAUUACGGGGAAAACUAUGGAGGCAUACUUGUGGGUGUUGUUAGUGGCACAAAAAUGGGGACCUCUAUGUCUUCAUAUGCUAGUUGGUUGCCAUUAGCAUAUUGUUUUGUGAAAUAUGCGACAUACGUGGAAGCUGACAGGGCUAUUAGGGCUUUGGAUAAUCAGUAUGCUAUUCCUGGGGAAAUGGUUCCAAUCAAAGUCAGAUUUGCUGAUGGAGAACGGGAACGCCUAGGGGGACCCGUGGACAAAAUCUAUGUUGGUUCUGUAAACAAGCAGGCUUCAAGACAGGAAAUUGAGGAGAUAUUUUCUCCUUAUGGUCAUGUGGAAGAUGUCUACAUUGUACGUGAUGAGCUGAAGCAAAGUCGUGUCCAGAAAUUGUGCCAUGAGCUCUGUGUUGCUCUCUUACUUGCUCGAUUACAUUUGUUUGUUAUAUUUGAAGAUGUAGAGAAAAUGGCAAAUUUAAAUAUGGCACUGGCAGCAAUCAAAGCAUUAAAUGGAACUUUUACCAUGAGAGGGUGUGAUCAGCCAUUGAUUGUUCGUUUUGCAGAUCCCAAAAAACCUAAAACUGGAGAAUUAAGGCCAGCACCCAACUUUGGUGAUUCCAUGGGAGGGUGUUUUGUGCCUGACGCUUCAUUUUCUAUGCAACAAAUGUCAGCAACUGGAGUUCCACAAGCAGUUAACCAUGCAGCUCCUCAUAUCACAGAGCAACCACUUUCUUCAGUAAAGCACUCACCUCCACAGUUGUCUCAGCCAACUUGGACUGAAAGCACUCCUCAGGAAACUGGUCAUGCUUCUGUUGCACCUGCAGUACCUCCCAGUCCCCAAAUGGUGGAUCCAGUAGAGUGUGACUGGAGUGAGCAUUCCUGCCCAGAUGGAUACAAGUACUAUUAUAAUUGUAUCACCUGUGAAAGUAGAUGGGAGAAGCCUGUGGAGUUCAUCUUAUUUCAGCAACAAUUGCAGAAACAGCAAAAGCUGCACAGUUUGAAUCAGCAUCCUUCGCUUUCGCCAGCUUUUUUUGCUGAGGAAGUUGAUCAAACACAAAAGGUGCUUCUUGAGAUGCUUCUCUUGCAUCAGAAACUCAAAUCAAUCAUCCUUGUCUGUGCCCAUCAGCAAACUGUUUUACUUGGGUUCUAUGUUACUAGCACUCUUUUGCAUUUUGGAUUAUUAACCACUAACCAGGCUUUUGCUGUUUAUAGUCAUGGAAAUUCUAGAAAUUUAACGUCUGUCAAGAGUGUUGCAAGAAAUUGA